CUGACAGCCAUCGAGGUAUGCUUCAACAGCGGCGACGACGAAACUAGGCUUGCCGUGACCGACAUCUUUGCGUACAUCGUCGAUUACAACGUCAGUGUCGUUCGGGAAUAUGCUUUAAGCGAAUCGAUGAAUAAUCAGAAAAGCCAGUUUUUCAACUUGGUCAUCGACCAGAUGUUUAACGAUCCUGACCCUGAGCUAGGAGCUGCUAUGCAGCUUGCCGGCGCGCUGAAAACGUUGGUGGACCCGGAGACGCUAAUCGCAACUGCUCAGAGCAAGUACGGGAAGAGCGAUUUUUUAUCGUACUUCUACAACCGGUGCAUGGACAACUUGUGCUCUCCUCUGCUCUCAGCUACUACCGAGGACAAGCUGGUCAAAGAUUGUUACCGUACGGCUAAUCUGCUUAGUCUUGUGCUGGAUCUGAUUUCGUUCGGUGUCGAGCGUCACUCGAGCUACAUGCGAAAUUUCAUUAUCUAUCGCGACUUGUUGAAGAGGGUGCUGUUGCUACUGAAAUCCCGGCAUUCAUUCCUUGCUCUUUGUGAGUAA
Messenger RNA from Soboliphyme baturini, 543 nucleotides. NCBI's taxonomy places the organism in Eukaryota, Metazoa, Nematoda, Enoplea, Dioctophymatida, Soboliphymatidae. The record is from the annotation of a GenBank genome assembly.